Molecule: messenger RNA, 324 nt
Organism: Puccinia graminis f. sp. tritici CRL 75-36-700-3
Lineage: Eukaryota; Fungi; Basidiomycota; Pucciniomycetes; Pucciniales; Pucciniaceae
Exons: 1
Coding region: 1-324 (107 amino acids)
Source: RefSeq, a predicted model, not a curated record
AUGCGCCGGACGUUAGUUUCCAACAAAGCCAGCGGGUACGAAUUAUUCUUUGGGCCAGAGGCCGUCCGUCUUAAAACUCCCGAUGUCGUGCCCCAACCGAUCAUUGCUACCCUUCCUGUGGGAUAUAAUGCAGGAGAUCAGAUAGUGCUGGACGAAAUUGAGAAUAAAUGGGAUUACAAACCCAAUAUUGACCUCCACAGUGGAUUAAGCUUCCCCAGGCAUCAAGAAGGCACACGAGCGGCUCGAAGAGAACUUGCCCAAUCCUGUAACCAGAGCAAUCAGAGAUUAGUCACUAUCCUGUCAAAUAAGGCCCCCCACGUUUAA